Suillus subalutaceus is the source of this 471-nucleotide messenger RNA. Its product is annotated as AIG2-like family-domain-containing protein. The transcript has a single exon. Bases 1 to 471 code for a protein of 156 amino acids. Lineage: Eukaryota; Fungi; Basidiomycota; Agaricomycetes; Boletales; Suillaceae. The record is from RefSeq and is a predicted model, not a curated record.
AUGGACGCUACUACUUCGACCAACAGCCCCGUUGCGCCAAUAUUUGUCUAUGGGACGUUAAUGGCCACCCCUCUCCUGGCCUGGGCAAUAAAAGGCGACUCGUCAAAAGCGGGAGACGUCCUCUCUCAGCGUAAACCUGGGACAAUAACAGGCUUCGAAAGGCGCCGCGUCUAUCGCCGUGAUUAUCCCGCGCUCAUCCGUGGCAAUGACAACUGCACUGUUAAUGGAUAUGUAAUCUUUCCCGCCAGCCUCUCAGAGUGGAAGAAAUUAGACAACUACGAAGGUAGUUCGUAUGAACGAACUCCGGUUGUAGUGGAUAUGGUCGAUGGAAGCAAGUUGGAUGCAUUCGCAUACGUGUGGAAGGGUGAAGCAGAUGCUUUAGCAGAGGAGGAUUGGGAUUUUGAAUAUUUUGAAACCGAGAGGCUGGACGCCUGGCUCAAGCGCUUUGGUGGAAUGGUGCUCAUCGGUUGA